AUGUUGCAGCUGGGUACCCUAGCCCCGGCGUCUUCAUCAUCCUGCUUGAAGCGAAAGCCGAGCGAGGUCAUCGCGGCAGCGCGGCAGCCGGGUGGCCUCACGGCUCCAUCUCGCAGUCAGCUGGACAACAUGACGUGCCGGAUAGUGUCGUUUCAGGAUAUGGGAGACUACACCCACCAGGUGGAUUCGGUCGUCCCGGUGGAAGAGCCACUUUUCAAGGCAACUCCGCCGGAGAUUCGGUUCGCAAACUUUGAAAGCUUGCAGAACCUGGACGCCACCCUCUGCUUGCGCAAUCAAGACAACGUGGCCCGAAGGGUCAAGAUCCUGCAUCUCGGUAGCAUCGAAGAAGUUUUGCCAGGCAAAGGCCGCAAAAUCAACGGAGAUGGCGACAACAAGGUCGCACCAGGGAUGGAGGUUUCGUACACAGUACGCUUUACCCCGGAUCAGCAGGUUGAGGACUACUCCUACGACCUCGUCGUUGUGACAGAGCGGGAGCGCUUCAUCGUUCCCAUCCGGGCGACCGGGUGUAGUGCCUUGCUCGACAUGCCUGACGAGCUGGACUUCGGCGUGUCGCCGGUGAAGUUUGAGUCGCCCAAGACCAUCAUGGUCCGGAACGUGGGCGAAAAGGCCACCAAGUUCUUGCUGAAGGUGCCACCACCUUUCAGCACAUCAAUCCAGGAUGGGUACUUGGAGGUUGGCGAGAUUAUGCAGGUGGACGUUGUGUUCAGACCUGACAAAGCUGAGCAGUACGAGCGAGACUUGCUCAUUCUUUAUGGCGAUGGAAUUGAGGCUUAUAUGGCCCUGAAGGGGCAAGCAGAGAACGUGUCUGUGACCUUCUCGGCCAAUCAGCUUCAGAUGGAAGACACUUUCAUUGCGCUUUCAACCCAGAAAGCAAUUGUCAUCCACAACAACUCGGAGAUCCCUGUGGACUUUAGCUGGCGGGCUUUCCCUUCUAUACAGGAGGAGAUUGGCCAGAAGCUCAAGCUCCAGGUCCAGCUCAAGCAGGAGGAGAGUGACGAGGCAGCAGCGCUGCAGGAGUUGAGCUCCAUGGGCGAAGACUCCGACGAGGAGUCUCAGCUUUCCGAGUCUUCAGACGAGUACAUGACCAAGUGCUCCUCGCUGAAGGGCGUGGAGCUGGCACAUGGGGCGCUUCAAAGACGAUACAAAAACAUCGCGAAGGCGAUUCUGGAGGACCCAAUGUUUUUCUACGACGAGAUUUUUGCGGUUGAGCCGCUGUCCGGCCGUAUUUGGGCGAAGUCCAAGGUGGCCAUCACCUUCACUUUCACGCCGAAGGCGGCUCUGAACUACCAAUGCCUGGCUUAUUGUUCCAUUGUCGGUCGCGCUGAGCGCUUGCCGCUCUUACUCAAGGGAAUUGGGAUUGGGCCCAAGGCUGCCUUCUCCUAUGAUGAGCUAGAUGUUGGCGACAUUUUUGUGGAGUCUGUCCACCAGUACGAGGUCAACUUGAUCAAUCAAGGCGACAUUGAUGUAGAGUUCCGGCUGGUGCCGAACACCUCGCCUUUUGGCUCGAAGUUUGCCUUCACGCCAAGUGAUGGCCGCUUGGAAGUUGGUGGCCAGUGCACCAUCGUGGUUGAGGUGUGCAGGCGCCUGAGCCCGGAUCUUCUCGGGGAGUUCCAGGAAACAUUCUACUGGGAGCUGGUAGGAAGCACCUCCAAGAUAGCACUGGGCUUUCGGGGCCAUUCCGUCUCUCCCACUUUCCACUUCGACUUGGACCGCAUCUCUUUUGGUGUAGUCAGCUACGGCUUUCUCAACUCCAAGACGCUCACGCUCACGAAUACCUCAGAGGUUCCGAUGCGGUUCGCUCUGCGCAUUCCGGGGGAUGGGCGAAGUAACCAACGUGAGUUCGAUGUGAUACCACCGAAGGGCACUCUGUUGCCGAAUUGCUCUCAGAAGAUCCAAAUCGACUUCGUUAGCCUCAACGUCAAGUCGUACGAUCUUUGUUUAGUGGUGGAUCUCGACGGUGUCGGACAGGUGCUGAACAACACCUCAGCCUUGCCAGCAAAGUUUCAGAUCAUGCCCCAGGACGAUUCGACGAAGCUUGGUGGCUACGCUACAGUAAAGUCCAUUGCAGAGUUUGAGCCGGAUCAGUCCUUCGGAUCAGUCCUCACCUUCACGCUCACUUCGCAAGUGAUAGGAACGCUGCAGAUUCCGAUCACCAUCCGGAUUCUCGGGCACAACUCGGCCAAUACGGUGAUCUUGAUUGCCAAUACGAUUGGGCCUAUCGUCAACAUUGAGCCAAGCGUCGUGGAUUGGGGCAAUUCCCAUUGCUUGGAGCCCAUCACGCGGUCUGUCUUGGUCAGCAACAACUCCGUGAUCCCAGCGUCGGUUCGCUGCAUCAUGAAGACCCGGAACUCGCUCUGGACGUUGUCUCCGAAGGCCAUGGAGCUGCAACCCCACGAGUCCGCAUACCUGUACAUGACGCUGACCAUUGACGAAGUGGCCAAGAUGACAGACAUCGCGCAUGUGAUCGUGCACGAGAGUAACGACGUCGCGGUGACGGUACGUGCCAAAGGGAUUGGCACGCCUGUGACCUGCAAGGAGUCGCUCGAGCUCAUCGACUUCGGUACGCAGUACACGACUCAGACGCACUCGAGGGAGGUGGUGAUCGAAAAUCGCGGGCGCCAACCGCGAAAGCUAGUUUGGACGCUCGAGCUGCUCGGCGAGAAGGAGGUUUUGUCGACCAGGUCAGAAGAAACCAAGAAGAAGGACCGAAAGACACCAACGAAGGACAAGCCGGCGGAAGAAGGCGAUGCUCGAAUCUUCUCGGUAGUCCCGGACACCGUGCAACUCGGCUGCACGUACCGAAAGGCACGCCCGGUGCAAGACCUCUUUUGUGCUCUUGGCUUGUCUUUUUGCUCCGUCGGCAUCUGUGGCGACCAGGCCGGGAAGGGUAGGGAGAGUUGGGCACCCAGCCAUGGAAGCACUUGGGUCAUGCCGAAGCCAUCCGGCCGAGACUGGAGUGAUCCUGUCGAUGAUGACACUUUCGACACCUUGGCGCGUCCCGCCCGGCCUUCGCAAGCGAGUCCGCCGAGACCCUCUCGUCCUUCGCGACACUCGCGAAGGUCUAAUGACAGCCCCAAGUCGCAGCGUGUCAGUGAGAGGUCGCUGCAGCCAGCAAGGGCACAGGCAGACUCCUACAAGGACUGGAGACAGGCACAGGAAGAGGCCGCCCGUGCCAUUCGGGCGGUGGAGCCGUCCAAAAGGAAGAAGACGCGCUUCUACAGUCGGCUCCGGGUCUGCCUCGUCGUGUGCUUCGUGGCCGGCUACGUUGCCUUGGUCGCGGUCCUUGUCUCGGCCAUUCUGUCCGAAAGGGGUGCACUUGGGGAGACCGGGUCGGAAUGCGAGAAGCUUUGUCCUCUGAACACCCGGUGCCGGAUGGAAGAGGGCGAAGCUCGUUGCGUGGCUUUGCCGGGGAGCAACCUGGAGACGAUGGAGCUGAUUCUGUGGAUUGUGGUCGGGCUACCCUCUUUGAUCUGCAUCCCCUGUCUUUUUCAAUGGCUGCUUCGCAGAUGUUGCCCCAAGUGCUGGGAGAAGACGGUGAAGUCACGGUGGGGCUCGGCGGCCUAUCAAGCCUAUCAGGCCGACACCGAGGCCUUGGGAGCCAUGCUCGGCAAGCCGCAACCGGCCGAGGCCGCCGAGACCUCCGAGACCUCGGAGAACCCGGGAGCCGGCGAAGCCUCGCCGGCUCGGAGUUCCAAAGCUACGAAAGAGGUCCCGAGUCAGGGCAGCAGUGCGGAGAUCGGCAUCGAAGACGGCUUGAAUGACCUCUUCGCGCCACUGGCAAAGAGCCGCCCUCCCAGAGCCUCUGCAGCGGAGGAGGAGGAGCUGGACCUGCUCUUUGCGCGGAAGCCGAAGCCUAAGGAGGAGGAGGGGGUGCCCGUACGGGGGCCACCGAAACCUCCCUCCACCGACCUGGAGUCGGCCUUCAGCCAUCUCUUCCACAAGCGAGCGCGACUGCCGAAGCCGCAGCCAAAGUCAGCUGCGGUCUCAACUCCCGGUUCCGCGCUGCGCUCGGAUUUCUCGGCGGGGAUGAGCGUGCUCUUUGCCAACGUGCAGAGCUCCAAGGCUAAGCGGUCGACUUGGGAAGCCGAGGAUCCGGAUCCGCAGUCGCAGUCCACCGUCAUCGAGGCCUCCAGGGUGCACAGCGAAGCUCCCGCAUGUGGUGGAGACUUUCUUGACCAAGAUCUGGGGGACCCGCCAGAUUUCUUUGCUUUUGCUAAGCUUGUAGCCGGAUCUGUGGAUGCCGCUAGAAGCCAUCUGCACGAUAGCGAUGCUGCGAGUGAUUCCGGCGACUCCCUCGGGCAUCUAGAGCCCAGUGACCUGUUGGAUUUGUUUCACCCGUUCUACUUUCUUGGGAUGAAGGGUGUGGAGAAGUGGGAUUGGGUUGGUUGGUUCCGUGGGGCCACUUCUUUGACUUUGGAUGGGAAAUGCGCCUUUCGCUUCGUCUUCAACGCCUCGAGCCCGAAGCCUGGCGCGCUCUCGGACACCUUGGUCUGCACCGAGCUCUGCGGCAACGACCGGAAGGGCAAUGCCAUCUACAAGACCGAGCUUCGAGGAAAUUUUGUGCUUCCACUGUUGGAGCUGUCCGCCACGUCCGUUUCCUUCAGAUAUCUGUGGGAGCGCAACUGCCCGCUGCACCCGCUCUCCGAGCCGUUGGCACCUCUGCCAGAUUGUGCUCAAGAACAUCUCUCCGUUGGAGGCGAUGGCACGGGAUUCCAGGGUUUGUCCAGCAGUUGGAGCUUUCCGCCGCCCAUCGUGGUUCUAGAUGGCUUGGACCAUCGGUUCAGGCGCCGAUUCUCCCUGGCCAGAAGGAGCUGGCAGCUGGCCGCGCUUCUCCUGGCGCUCUGUGUGCGGAAUGGCCUGGCGCUGAUGCUGCCUGGGGGCAUCAAGCUGCCCCCUCCGGCCCCGCUGGCAAUGCGGCAGAGGACCACAAAGCUGCGAGACCCGGAAACAGGUUUUCGGCGAGCACCGCCCAAAGAAGCUGACUUUGCCCUUGAUAUCUUCCAGCGGACGUUUCCUCGAGUCAACACGGAGGAGCACAUCCUUAUCCGCCGAUGGGAGGAUAUGGUAGACAUCUUCCAAAGCCCGGAACUCGUCAACCAGCUGAUAGAGGAUGAGCCCUCGAUCCUCCGAAUGCCUCGGCGAACUGCUCGGAACGCCCUCCACCUCCUAAGCAUCUACUUGGGGGAGGAGGCGGCGAAGGAAGCGGUCUUCGAAUGCCCAUACCUCCUCACGAAGAACUCGAAGCUCAUGCGGGCAACGCUCCCGGCGCUCAUCAACGUGCUGGGAUCCCGGAGUCGGCUGCGAGAAGUCAUCGCCAAGUAUCCUCAGCUGACCAAUCUGCCUGUGGGCGACUUCUACAAGGCGAUGGGCGACAUGACCGCGGUAAUGGGCAGCACGGAGGCAGCCAUGGCCGUUGCCAAAGAGGCCAUGGACCGUGUGGCUCGCUCUCCCUACGUCUCUGCAGUGCCAGGAGGUUACCCCGUGCUGGUCGCCAUCUUCGGGAACCUGGAGGAGGCGCACAAAGCCAUAGCCCAGGAGCCGCUGCUGCUGAAGUGGUAUGGUGAGAACUUCUUGGGCCGGCUGGGAACCCUUCGCCAGCUCCUGGGAAAGGAGGGAGCCCAGAAGGCCGUGAGGAAGGCGCCCUACCUUCUGCUAGAGGAGAACCAGCGCAAGUCUCGAAAAUUCGAGUUGGCUUUCGAAGCCAUAGAGAACUUGUUUGGUACCGAGGAAGCCCAACAGAUAGUCGGAGAUAGGCCGGAGCUUUUGGCCCUUGGGUGGAAGCUCCACCGGGCCCUGCGCUUCGCAGAGCGACGCUUGGGCUCCCGAGAGAAGGUCCGUGACAGGUUCGAUGCCAUUCUGGAGCGCACUGGCUUGGCUGAGCACCUGAACUGGGAGCGGAAGCAGCGGCCCCGCAAUGGCCUCUGGACCCCGAAGCUGCGGAUGCACAACGGCUACCCGUUGAACCACGGCCCCUGGUCACCCUACACGAACCCUUUGGGUAAGGGAGGCCCCGCUCGGGGGCCUUGGCAAGACUUCACGGAGGAUGAGGACAAAGAGGAAGACACUGUCGAAGAGAAAGUUGCUGCAAGCUGA
Molecule: messenger RNA, 6114 nt
Organism: Symbiodinium necroappetens
Lineage: Eukaryota; Dinophyceae; Suessiales; Symbiodiniaceae
Source: the annotation of a GenBank genome assembly